Molecule: messenger RNA, 7487 nt
Organism: Zootermopsis nevadensis
Lineage: Eukaryota; Metazoa; Arthropoda; Insecta; Blattodea; Termopsidae
Gene: Fas2
Product: neural cell adhesion molecule fasciclin 2
Biological process (GO): homophilic cell-cell adhesion; dendrite self-avoidance; axon guidance
Cellular component (GO): plasma membrane; axon
Molecular function (GO): cell-cell adhesion mediator activity
Source: RefSeq, a predicted model, not a curated record
GAAGGAUGAGGUAAGUGGAAGUGGCAGUGGAUGCAGUGCGGUUAGCUUGAGAGCGGUGUAGUAUCGUAAGGCAAUGCGUUCUGGUAGUUUGUGUGUGAAUGACGAACAAUUUGAGUCAUCCUACGUAUCGUUUUCCCGGAAAGCAUUCUUUGCCUAUAGUUUAUUAUUAUCUGGUACUUUAUCUUAUCUUAUGAUAAUGUGGGUGUCGAUUCAGUGUAAUUGAGAGUGCGCUGGUGCGGAGUGAUACAGUGUGGCUGUGCGCGCGCGCGCGGAGGCUAGGAAAUAGUUCUAGCAGGGGCGAUGCCUUUUUUGCUCGCUGCAUUCUCUCUCAUACGCGGCAAGAACGAACUUGUGUUUGAGAGCGAAGUGGUUGUGUUGGCUAGUAGAGGACUGCUCGCUCUGCGGUAAGCUCUGUGUUUCAGUGUUGUUUGGAAACGUGGCGUGACAGUUCUCCAGAAAAUAAGAAAUACAUUGAACUCGUAGGAAAGAAAUAAGACUUUUGUUGAAGGUGCUUAAUCCUUUUGAUUGCCCCCGUAGUGCAGAAACUGAAACUUGCCUGGGUGUGCGAAGUGUUGGGAAUUAAUAAGAGGGGGGAGAUAGAAAAUAAGGUAAUUGACAACUGACACUAAGUAAUCCUCGCGGUUGUAUUUUUCUCAGAAGUGUAGAGAAGACGGGAGGUGGAAUUUGUUUCAGCGGGGGAAAAUAAAACGAAAUUUAUCGUAGUGUAGUAUACAGGAAAGGACACGGAAUAAACACCGGUCUUGGAAAAAUGGGAAAGUUCAGCAGAGGCGCUGUGCAGCUGACAUGUUUGUUCGCGCUGAUAACAGAAAUGGUACUGGGGACACCUGAACUCAGGAUCCUGCCAUCACAGCCGACACUGAACCGGCCCAUCAGUCAGAGCAUGUUGCUCUCCUGUCGAGUUGAUGUUGAGAAUAAGAUAUUGGUCACCAAUCUACAGUGGUAUGACCCCACUGGUAGGGUCAUUGGGGAUAACACUGACAGUUACAGUCUAGAAACAGGAAUGCACAUAGAGCGUAUGCCUGAUGGCUUGUUCCUCAUAUUUCCUAUGCUACAGGAGAGGCAUGCAGGAAACUAUACUUGCACUGCAAAGUACACUAACACAGAGGAGCUGUCUAAGACUGUGAAUAUCAAAACAUUUGUUGCCAUAACAUGGGAAGAUGCCCCAGAAGAGCAGUACCCUAUUCUCAUGUCAGAUUACAAGGUACGGUGUAAGGUGACAGCAAAACCAGCUCCUCUGGUAGACUGGCUGCAAAAUGGUGACCCAAUAAAGGUUGGCGGCCGUUACAUUAUUGAAACAGAUGGUUUACUCAUUCAGAAUGUAACUGAAGCUGAUGAUGGCAUGUACACAUGUCGUGCUAUUGUAAUCGACACUGGUGAACUUUCAGAGAGAAAUAUUCGUGUUGAGGUCCACAUACCACCAAAAUUUGAAAAAAUGGAAUCAUCAGUGACAAUGGUAGAAUCUGAAACUGCGUCAGUGACGUGUAGAGCACAUGGGAAACCUCCACCAACAUUUAUGUGGAUCAAAUCAUCUACCCAGCAAGAUUUAACAACUGCUGAUCGUUUCUCUGUGGAUAGACUCACAGGCGUGCUCACAAUCAGGGAUGUUUCCAAGGAUGAUGACGGAGGGUAUAAGUGUGUUGCUACAAAUGCUGCAGGAAAAAUUGAGCACGCUUUGAAGAUAAAUGUUACUCUGAAGCCUCGUAUUGUCGCAUAUAAGAAUAUCUCCAUCCCGACUAACAAACAGGCAAGACUUUCCUGUAGUGCCUCAGGCAGACCUAUGCCCACUGUUACCUUUAGAAAGUUGACGUCAUCUGACAGAUUUGUGCUUGGAGUUCAGAAAGAUGAUCGCAUUGUUGUGGAGAAUACUUUAGAUAUUGAGAGAGGAGAAACAGUUGGUUCCCUUAUAAUUUCAAACAUUCUUCGUACUGAUGAUGGCCUGUAUGAAUGCAUUGCAAUAAAUGAGGGAGGUGUGGCAUUCAAGAAUGGUCAUCUGACAGUGGAAUUUAAGCCUUCUUUUGCAAGUACACCAAUGCAUGAAGCAUGGAGUUGGCACAACAACCCUGUGAACGUCACGUGUUUGGCAGAAUCAAUACCUAAUGCAACUAUUACAUGGCGUCUUAACAAUAUUGAAAUUAAUGAGAAGUUUGUUGAUAUGAAUGUUCGGAAAUUUGGUGAAGGACCAUGGAGUUCACUGCAGAUAACACCACUUGACAGGAAAUACUAUGGUCGCUACACCUGUAAGGCAGUAAAUCAGCAUGGGUCAGCUGAACAUGUGAUUGUUUUGAAGGAGGCUAAACGUCCCUCAGAGAUCUUGCAGGCCAAGCUAGAUGUGAUCACUGCAACCACAAUAACUUUCUCUUUCAUUGGACCAGCUGACAAUGGUAGUCUUCCCACACGAAACUAUGGUGUUCUGUACAAGGAAGCCAGACAGGAUUGGAGAGAUGCAAAAAACAAAACAUGGCCAAUUGAUUCUCCUUACAUCCUGGAAGGGUUGGAGCCACAGACAACAUACAACUUCAAGUUUGCUGCUCAGAAUGAUGUUGGGUUUGGGGAUUGGGCGGCCCAAGAACAUCUCACCAUGCCUAAGAGAUCCUCCCCAGAAGAGCCUCGUAUUCUGACAAACACUAAAGAAGAGGGUGUUGUCAUGUCACCAUACUCAAGUCGCUAUGAGCUUACGUGGAAAAUUCCUGCUCACAAUGGUGAACCCAUUGAUCAAUAUACCAUCAAGUUCUGUCGAGUCAAACGGGUAGAUGGAAUGUGGACAGAGAUGGGUUAUCCAUGUGAUUCAAAGGACAUCUCAUCUACAGAGAACACAAUGUAUGUGCUGAAGAAUCUCGUUCCUGAUGCAUACUACAAGAUAGAGCUUCGAGCACACAAUAAAAUUGGUUUCAGUUUGCCCGGGGAGGUUAUCAUCAAGACUGCCAGGGAUCACAGCAAUACAGGUACUUAUUACGACGGGAACACGUCCAGAGCAGGGACUACCAAAGUGUUAUCCUUGUAUCUCUUCUUAAUAGCUGUGAGCCUGGCAUUGCCACAGCAUUCUUGCCUAAGUGCCACCCACUAAGAUAGGGAGUAUCUUUAGGCUGCAAUUAGAUUAUCAAAUCGUACCUUCCCUUGUUAAACUUUCCCUAACUAGUGGUGCAAUGUCACCAGUUCUCACAGUGUGAAUGGAGCUGCAUGAAGAUGCUACGAGAACAGCUCCUUGUAAUACAGUUCAUUGGUUGUUGGGAAUGUGUGUAUAAAAAUAAUUGAUAGAUCUGCAUAGGGCAAUACAAAUGUAGCUAAGGGCAGAAGUGGCAAGUGUUGGAAAUGUACUUGUAUCCCUGUUAGCUAUCGUCAAUGGUGCCAUCUCUCAUGUUCCCUUUGGAUGAAAUAUUUCUCUUGCAGAUAAAGCUUGCAAUAUAAUAUGAAUUGUAAUAAUAGUUGUGGCAUUUGAUGAUUGUCAGUCUUUGAAAAUUCACAGGAAACGAGUUUUGGAAUUGGGUUUGUGUCCAAGAAACAUUUUUUCUCAUGUGGAAGUUACAGAUGUAUCCUAUGUAAAUGUUGAGACAAGGCCGUAUCUGUCUCUGGGAGUUAUGCACAAGAACUAUUAUAUCCUCUUACAUGUAAACAUUUGUCAUUAUUUUGUACUCUUGCUGGUGUUUGAACUAGUUUUCUUGGGUUGUAAGUGCCAUGAAAUGGUGUGCCUCCCCACAAAUCAUCCUAUGCCUUAUUCCAUUCCUUCAUUUCUGAACAUGACUACUGCAUUAUAAUAUUUAUACAAAGACUGCUAUGAAACCAGCAACUAUUUGUUAGUUGGUUAAAGCACAACAUGCAUUGCACUAGCACUAUAUUUCCAUAGCAAUUGCUUGAAAGAGGACCAGCACAAGAUACAUUAAAAAGUUGUACAAGACUGGCUUUGAAAAUUCAACCUGUAUAAGUGAAAGAGGGAACCAGUUCAAGAGAAUGUGGAGUUGUGUGUAUCCAGGCAGACUUCAUAAUUUUUUUAUUAUCUCUGAAAGCUACAAGUACUUUUUGAAACUAUAUAAAUUUUGAUCUUAGGAGCUCCCUGUAACUGAUAAAUCAAUGUAAAUUAAAAGCUGUAUGUUAUAAUAAUUAUAUUACCAAAAUUAAUGGCCUAAGAAGUAAAGAUUUAGGAGAGAAUCUCUAGUCUUUAGCUAGCAGGAGAAAUAUUUUAGACAAAGUGAGACCAGUGUGUUACACAGUUUAUAAGACACAGGGAACCAGUGGUAUCUAGUGAUCAUCACUGGCUUUGUCAUAAAGACGGUCAAUUGUCAUGUUUUUAUUGGGCAAUAUGAAGGUGAUUGUGGAAGAGAAGUUACAUACAAAGAAAAGUGAUAUUUUUCUCAAUACAGAUAUACAUUUAGAAAGGUUUUACAAUGGCUGGAACCAUAAGUAUAUAUGGUACAAGAAGAGAAAUAGUGUUCAGUGUGUUUCAUGAGGUGUAAUUGUGAAUAUGACAGGACCAAGUGAAUGCUUAAUGGUGCUGAAACACUCUAUAAUGUUGUGUUCAGUUGGUGAUUGUGUAUGGCAGUUCCUGAUAAGGAGGGCGUAUUGUCAGUGUAUUUCAGAAUUCUCCAAACUCAUGGGUUAUGAUCGUAUGGUUUUUGUCUUUAAAAUGUCUGAUCUAAUUAAAGUUUGUAAAAGUUCAUUACUUUUCUUAUGAAGCUUCACUGGGACAUAACAAGAGCCAAUCACAAUGCAGGAUGGGGACAGCCUUUAGCCAAAGCCACCAGUUGCAACUUCACAGCAAUAUGAGACAUUUGUAUCACAAAGAGUUCAAUGCUAACAUAUUUUACAAUUUAGCUGUUGGUAAUCUGUCCUGAACCACCUCACUCAGCUAUAAGAUGUAUUUGGCAACUCCUGUUAGCUUGGCUCCGUACUGUUUGAUCCGGCUGAAACCAGCCAAGAAGCACACUAAUACAGUUGGCCACCCCACACUUCCACCCUGUUGCGUAUUGUUCUUCUGAUUGGAUUUUACCAAAGCUUCAUGAGAACAGGAAUCUGUAGCAACUAUUUAUGCAUAUACUGUUAAGAAUGUAUAACUUUCUACAAUUCAGAUGUAAAAAUCACAUUUUUGGCAAUGUUUUAUUAACAUUCUGCAUUUGAAACUUGUUUCUAAAGUUCUUAUGUUCAUAUUACCGUGAUCCCACCGGUUUGGUACAAUUAAUAAUUACUGGCAAGGCAGACUGACUGGACAAGCAGCAAACAAGUGGCAUGCUACAUCAAAUUAAAAAGGUGUUUUAUAGUGUGUAUGUGGCAGUAAGCUUAAUUUUAAUUGUAUUGUAAUUUAGUUCACACAAUGCCUUUUAUGUUUUGUUUUUCCUUUUUAUUUCCUGUCAGGAAUCUAAUGCCGUGGGCCUCUGGUUAAUUGCAUGUGGUUCAAGAAUGAGAGUGUACAGGGGUGUUAUGCUUUGACAGCAGUGGCCAUGUGAAAUGGGGUGUGGACAGUUGUUCAUAUGCACACACUAGGCAGUUUUUUGGUGUAGAGUCAAAUACAGUAUUAUCAGUAUUUUUCAUAUGAAAACAGUGUUAUUGCGAUUUUAACUCUUCUUUUAUUCCAUGUAAGAAAAUAUAGUUAAUAUAUACAAAAUGGUUUCAUCGGUUGCUAGAAAACUUUCUGACAUCUUGAUAUAAUUCUAGCAGUUAUUUUGCUGGUUCUUAUAGUUUCUGACAAUUGAAAAUUGAUCACUUGAAAGAAACAUCUUCCAUAAACUAAAGGAAACGUUUUUAUUAUUAAUCUCCUUUGUAAUCUUAUCUGAUUGUUUAAACAGUAGUUGGUGUCAUAUGAAAAUGGAUUAGUUGAGUGAAUAGUCAGUAAAUUGGUCAUCAUACUGAAUGCUGAGUCUUACAAGUCAUUCUUUUAAAUGUCUGAACGAAUCAUGCUAUAAAAAUACAAUUCUUUUAACAUAUAGGCACAUUCCAUUGCAGAUUAAGAUUGCAGUAAUUAUAUUUCUUGUUCUUAAAGGUUUUUGAGUUCUGGAAUUAAUUUUUGAGUCUUACAGAUGAAAUAAAAAGAAUGUUUUGAGUGUUGUAGUUGUUUUUUAGCCUAAGUUAACCUUCCUAACACACUUUCAUUUAGGAUAUGUGGUAUGCAAUUUUAGGGUCUGCCACACAAAGGGGAGACUGAUUGCUGAAUACAGUGGCCAAUCCAAUAAAUGAUCAACUAUAGCAAAGUUGACAAGGAAAUUAAAAAGAAAAACAAGACAGUAAUAAUCAUGUGCUGCUUUACUGUUUACUGUUAUUUACUCUAUAUGUGAUCACAGUUUUAAUUAAAGUUACGAAAAAAGAAUUCCACAUUGUAACUACAGGUAGCCCUCGAUUUACGCCGGGGAUGUGUUCCUGGAUGAACCGGCGUAAUCGAAAUCAGCGUAAAUUGAACCUCUUUCUUUAAUAAUGUAAAUCAAUGGGAAGUCAAUGACGUGCGUUCCCAGCACCCAAAAAUUGACGAGUAAUAUAAUGGCAUUACAUUUAAAGCUCUGAAAUAACGUAAAUAAAAUAAAGGGAAUUUAAAAAAUAUAUUUUAUACACUUACAGUCGGCAAUUUGUUGGUCCCCACGAUUGUCUGUGAUUCUUUCAUGUGAUUGAUGUGUACAGUAAUGAUACUUUAAUCCCAUGUGAUAUCAACACAGUCAAGAAGACAUGCUAUAUGCAGUUUUAUUUCCAAUUCUGAAUAUGCAGAUUUCUGUAGAUUCUGUAGUUUUCUGGUUUUGUAUUAGAACAGUUGUGGAUAUGUUGCGUGCACUUCAAAAUGCACAUCAUUCAGAAUAAUUUAGUUGGCACAUCCAAACUCCAUAUCAAAACCUGGCCACAGUUGUGAAUGCAUUUAGAAUCAUAUUAAAACAACUCUCCAUAUGCAUUUGUGCAAUAGUCUUGUUACUGAUAUUAGCAGAUACUGAUAAUUAAUGUUUGUACAGUAUUUAUAAUGCAUAUAGAUAUUUGUUGUAGGUUAGGUAUUGUCUUUUGUGUUCAGUAAAUCUUUACAAUAGUUUAAAUUCUAAAUCAAUAAAGAAAAGGUAUGAGAGAUAGGAAGCAUGGCCAUUGUGAGAUAUGCGUACAGCCAAUUUUAGGUACGAUUUGAGGUUCUCAUGAGAGAGAGCAUGAAGAUGGCUGUCUUUUCGGUUGUAGCAUUGUGUAAUGUGGUAGAAGUUUACCAGUAUUUCAGACGCAAACUUCUACCACACUACACAGUGCUACAACCUACAGGACAGUCAUCUUCAGCCCAUGUUUUUUUUUAACAUGAUUCCAGUAUAGUAAAUUGCUUCCCUUGUUGAUUAAGAAAUUAAAAGCAGGUAGAUAAUGUUACCUGCAAAUUUCAUUGCCUUUUAUACACAAUAUCAGUAUAAGAAGAUUGUACCAUUCCAAAUAUAUGUGAGGAUCUUUUCUUUACUUAACUGAUGUUAGAUAAAAUACUUGUCACUUUUUUGUAUUUUCUAUUGUUUCUAUAAAAAUAUUUUAAAAUACUA